CUUUUAUCUUUUUAUUUUUUUCACUUUCUCAUAAAUACAACCCGUAGUUUUUUUUUUUUUUAUUAUUACUUUAUUUACAUCCUUUUUUUUUUUACCUCAAUAAAAAUAAAAAAAUAAAUAGAAAACCAAAAAAAUAAUAAUGGACGACACCCUAUUAAAAUACGAUCAGAGUUUAGAGGCACUAGAGAAACAACGAGAGAAUCUGGAACUGGUGAUGAAAAAAAUGGGCGCAGAAUGGGAGGAAAGUGGUGCAGGCGUGGGUUGGAUGGGCGAUAUCAUGUACUCGAAUAGCAGCACAACCAGUAUGGGUAAAUCUCCGCCACCACCCCUUUUGUUACCCUCCAUCACUUCUUCCAGUUCAGAACCUUCACAUGAUUAUUUACAAACUUUAUUAAACGUCAAUGACCAACUAUUAGCCGAAAGUUUGGCUUGUUCUAGCAUUGACACUACCAAUACCCAAUCAUCAUUUAUCAAAAAGUCUCCAUUCGUCACACCAUCCCCUUCUCAGUCUCAGGACGACACUUUGGUGGCUCAGUUCACUCCACCAAUCACACCUGAUUAAAAAAUAAAAAUAUCUUUUUCCCUGUAAUAAAACGUCACUAUCCCCCCCCCCUUUUUUUAUAUGUAUUAGCUUCUGUGUGAGAAGAAACCUGACUGAGUUUUUUGACAGCAAUUCCAAUCCCAGGUGGAUAAACGUUUCGAGCGCGUAGGACGAAAUAAAU
Messenger RNA from Mucor mucedo, 722 nucleotides. RefSeq lists its product as uncharacterized. The transcript is spliced from 2 exons. Bases 140 to 562 code for a protein of 140 amino acids. NCBI's taxonomy places the organism in Eukaryota, Fungi, Mucoromycota, Mucoromycetes, Mucorales, Mucoraceae. The record is from RefSeq and is a predicted model, not a curated record.